Puntigrus tetrazona (Sumatra barb) is the source of this 3101-nucleotide messenger RNA. RefSeq names its product Rho GTPase activating protein 25 (gene arhgap25). NCBI's taxonomy places the organism in Eukaryota, Metazoa, Chordata, Actinopteri, Cypriniformes, Cyprinidae. Gene Ontology annotation, biological process: negative regulation of small GTPase mediated signal transduction; signal transduction; activation of GTPase activity. The record is from RefSeq and is a predicted model, not a curated record. Gene Ontology annotation, molecular function: GTPase activator activity. Gene Ontology annotation, cellular component: phagocytic cup.
AACACACCAUGGUUAGUUUUACAUUCACAAAUACGAAGAAACCAUGGCGCGUGUCUUCAAGAAAAUGACCAUUUCUGAGAAGGAGUUGUCCCUAUUGGUUAAUGUGCAUCCUGCACCAUUGUAGACUGCAUUUUUGCCUGUGUAGAAAUUCAUCACCUCUGUUAUUUUUUUCUGUGUCUUGACUUUGCCACUCACUUCCUCAGCUCAUGAAGAUUGCGGGUACGAGGAGUCACGGUGCUGCUCUGCUGCCUAUGACAAACAUGCUGGAUGUAGAAACUUCAUAGUAACUUUUGGUUUGCUCACACAAACACUGCAGGCGAGCCGAAGGGCAAGAUCGAACGUGUUUGGAAGUGUAAAAAAAAAGAAGAAGAAUCAGAUCAGCAGAGGAAGGAGGAAGUAAAGAGAAGAAGAGGGGCUGACUGGAAAGAAUGUACACUUAGAGUUGACUGUGUGUUUUGUGAUUGUUUUUGUGUGUGCGUGUGAGCGAGAGAGAGAAUGUGUGGUGUGUGAGUGUGUGUGUGUGUGUGUGUGUGUGUGUGUGUAACCUUUUGGUCCGAUUUUGAAGAAAUGUCUCUGAGACUACCUCAUAACUGGGACUUCAGCACUUUCAGAGCUGAAACAGCUAAGAUAGCUCGCUCCAAGAGUGUUAUGCCAGGGAAGAGCCCUGGAUCCACUCACACCGGUUUUAAGAGAUCCAUGGAGAAACCUCUGAAAACAGGCUGGCUGAAGAAGCAGAGAUCCAUCGUAAAGAACUGGCAGCUGCGCUUCUUUGUGCUGAGAGGCAACGUCUUAACAUACCACAAAGAUGACAGAGAAAAUGCUGUCCAAGGAACCAUCCCUUUAUUCUCAUGCCAAGUUAACGAGCUGCCAUCUAAUGCGGAUGAUAAAUUUCUGUUUGAGAUUAUCCCAGGUAGCAGUACAGACCGGGAGCGGGAAGCCUAUGUUCUCAUGGCAACCAGUCAGAGCGAGAUGGAAGAGUGGGUGCGCUCCAUUCGCAAAGCCAUCGGAUCACGGUCCAAUGGAGUAUUUGGAAAGAGCCUUUCGGAUAUGAUGGUGUAUGAGAAGAAAUUUGGACCACGUCUGGUGCCCAUCCUGGUGGAGAAGUGUGCUGAAUUCAUCAGAGAGCACGGUCUGAGUGAGGAGGGCAUCUUUCGCCUGCCAGGACAGGACAACCAGGUCAAACAGUUCAGAGAGGCCUUUGAUGCCGGAGAGAGGCCGUCAUUCCCCAGUGACACCGAUGUCCACACGGUGGGGUCCUUACUUAAGCUGUACCUCAGAGAGCUUCCUGAACCUGUUGUGCCUUGGACGCAGUAUCAGGCCUUCCUUGACAGCACUCUGACGCUGGAUGCCGCCACUGCAGCGGGCAAAGAAAAGCUGGAGGUACAAAUCAGCCAUCUGCCGAAAGUGAACUACAACCUCCUGAGUUACAUCUGCAGGUUCCUUUUUGAGGUCCAACAAAACUCAAAGGUGAAUAAAAUGAGCGUUGAGAAUCUGGCCACGGUGAUGGGAGUGAACCUGUUCAAGCCACAAGUGGAGGACGCCAUCAGUAUGAUGAAGGGAACACCCAUGAUACAGAAGGUAAUGACUGUGAUGAUCAGACACCAUGAGCUGCUUUUCCCACCCUCUAAAGACGCGCAGCCAUCUCCUCUACCGAGCAAGAAAAGCAAAAGCAAGAAGAGCAGUAAUCCUCGCAGUUUUGUGGGCUGGGAGUCUGCAGAGUGUGAAGUGUCCUCCCUUUCUGAGUCUCCGGAGGAAGAGGAAAUGGACACACCUGAGGAAGAGAGGAAGGACCUGUGUUCAUCUGACACAGGAUCAGAAGGCACGCCUCUUUCUCCUUCCUCGCCAUUUUCAUCCGCAACCGACACAUGGCCCGACAGCCCCAGAAAAAGAACACAAACUCUACCCAGCUUAGGCUGUCUGCCAGCGGGAAAAGGCCGUGAGCCUUCUUGGGAACGCUGGAGCAGGUUCCAGGAGAGCUUUAACGAGAAUGAAGAAAAAACAUUCUCAGAGGACAUCUUUAAAUUACUCGACCUGCAGAAAGUGACACUAUUUUCUGGAGGGCAGAAAAGUGAAAAGGAAAAUGUUGAAGGACAGAAGGACACAGACUUGAAUAAGACAGGUAGUGAUGUCGUGGACAAACAGAUAGAUGCUGUAAAAACACAGGCACAGAGCACAACCCUUCCCAAACCUCGGGUAAGGAACGAUGUGACUGCACCAGCUGUGAGCCAAGAGAAGCCAGCGGAACCUUCAACAGAACCUGCUCUAAAGAAAAGCAAUGCAGCACCACUAGAAAACACAGACUCAACAAACAUCAUCAACAGUCUCCAGCAGAAGAACAAAGAGCUGAGCGCUACAGUGACGGAGCUGCAGGCAGCACUAGAGGCAGAGAAACGCUGCAAAGCUGCAUUAGAGAUCCUACUACGCAAUGCAGAGCGCAGCAGGGAUGAAGCACUUGUGCGCAAUGAGCAGCUGAACCGAGAGAUUCAAGAGUUCCUCAACAGACCGACUGCUGGACCGUCAUAGUCACGCCAUCACGCGAACAUAUUUCAAAUGAAGUCCUGUGUAGCCCCUCAGGAGUACACCACAAGCUGGACAACUCCAUCUGGUUUUACACCAUGAACUGUUCAGCAGAAUGCCUUCAGAGUAAGACUAUUGAUAAUGUCCAUCUCCCAGGACUUCGAUACAGUAUAUGACACCUUAUGUAAAGAAAUGACAGAUUUGAUUUACUUAGACGUAAGACAAGAUGUGAAUUUUGAAGCAAUGCAGUAUUUUACUAAACAGUUGAGAGUAUUUAAUGACCUUUUUAUUGAAACGUUAUCGUAUUUUAUAAUGAAUCUCAAAGAAAUAACUCCCCAACAAAAACUAAAAUGGUCAGAUUUGUUUUUAAAGAGCCUUUUUAUCGACAAGGAGAAGUCUUUUCCUCCGUUAAUUAUUAAUUAUAAAUUAAAACAAAAUCUGUUGUGGCAAAGGUUUAACAUAGUUAUUGUUUAUGUUCUCACCGGACUGUGUUAGUCUCCAUUAGAGUUUGUGAACAAUUUGAUGAAAAGGGCAAAAAGCACAAAAUGUGGAUUACUGUCAGUAAAUAAACCGUUUUUAUCUGG